AUGAGUAUGGCAGUGGUGAGAGGGGGCGGAGUCAUGAGUUUGGCAGUGGUGAGAGGGGGCGGAGUCAUGAGUAUGGCAGUGGUGAGAGGGGGCGGAGUCAUGAGUGUGGCAGUGGUGGGAGGGGGCGGAGUCAUGAGUAUGGCAGUGGUGAGAGGGGGCCGAGUCAUGAGUAUGGCAGUGGGGCGGAGUCACGAGUGUGGCAUUGGUUUGAGGGGCGGAGUCACGAGUGUGGCAGUGGUGAGAGGGGGUGGAGUCAUGAGUAUGGCAGUGGUUAGAGGGGGCGGAGUCAUGAGUGGCAGUGGUGAGAGGGGGCGGAGUCAUGAGUGUGGCAGUGGUGAGAGGGGGCGGAGUCAUGAGUGUGGCAGUGGUGAGAGGGUCGGAGUCAUGAGUGUGGCAGUGGUGAGAGGGGGCGGAGUCAUGAGUGUGGCAGUGGUGAGAGGGGCGGAGUCAUGA
This is a messenger RNA of Knipowitschia caucasica, 453 nucleotides long. NCBI's taxonomy places the organism in Eukaryota, Metazoa, Chordata, Actinopteri, Gobiiformes, Gobiidae. The record is from the annotation of a GenBank genome assembly.